GUGUUCCCGGGUGUGUAUCUUGUGUGUUUCCAGCGAUAUCACGACAGUUUAGGGGCAUAUAUACUAUUGACCAUGGCGUCACAAGAUCCUCGCGUCCUCCUCCAAAAAGCAGAUAAAACACUCCAGGGCGCUUCAGGUGGCUUCUCCUUCUUUGGCGGAAGAACAGAAAAAUAUGAGAAUGCUGCAGAUUUAUACACACAAGCUGCAAAUGCAUUUCGAGUACAAAAGCUGAAUAAGGAAGCCGGAAUGGCCUUUGAAAAAGCGGCAGCUGUUUACACCACCAACCUCAACGAGCCCGACGACGCGGCCAAUGCUUUAACCGAAGCAUUCAAGGUCUACAGGAAGACCGAUCCCGAAGAUGCAGCUCGCGUUUUGCAGAGCGCUAUUUCGCACUAUAUAUCAAAAGGAAACUUCAGACGGGCGGCGACGCAUCAACAAAAUUUGGCUGAGGUAUACGAGGUCGAGAUCGGUGAUGAAACAAGAGCCAUGGAGGCGUAUGAGAAGGCGGCUGAGUGGUUUGAGGGUGACAAUGCUGAAGCGCUCGCAAACAAGCACUUUCUCAAGGUGGCAGAUCUCGCUGCACUAAAGGGAGAUUACUACAAGGCAAUUGAGAAUUUUGAAAAAGUCGCCAAGUCAUCCAUAAACAACCAUCUCAUGAAGUGGUCUGUAAAAGACUACUUUCUCAAGGCCGGAAUGUGCCACCUUGCUACAAAGGAUCUCGUUGCAACCAACCGCGCUCUCCAAUCUUACGUAGACCUGGACAAUACGUUCCUUUCUACCCGCGAAUACCAACUGCUCGCAGACUUAACGCAAGCCGUGGAGCAAGGUGACCAGGAAGCGUUUAGUGAUAAGUUAUUCCAGUACGAUCAGCUGAGCAAGUUGGAUAAAUGGAAGACGGCGAUAUUUUUGCGGGUUAAGGAUAAUAUUGAGGAGACUGGGGAGGAUUUCUCAUGAGAAUUUUUCGAAAAGAAAUGUUUUAUACCCUGCCGUUCUUUACUUCAAACCAUCCUCCUUGGAAUCGGGUAGGCUUUUGACAAUGAUGGCUUUCUAUUGUCGGCUAA
Molecule: messenger RNA, 1061 nt
Organism: Coccidioides posadasii C735 delta SOWgp
Lineage: Eukaryota; Fungi; Ascomycota; Eurotiomycetes; Onygenales; Onygenaceae
Gene: SEC17
Product: vesicular-fusion protein S17
Biological process (GO): SNARE complex disassembly; intracellular protein transport
Cellular component (GO): SNARE complex; vacuolar membrane
Molecular function (GO): syntaxin binding; soluble NSF attachment protein activity
Source: RefSeq, a predicted model, not a curated record